AUGUUGCCGAGCUCCAAGGACCGUGUGAAGCACGUGAUUGCGGCUGUUAACAUGUCAGAUAGUGGGCAGUCGCGGCUCGUCGUGGUGGUGGACCACAACAAGAUUCAUCCCGCGAUCCUCGAUCAAAUCUUGCGGGCUCAAAGCAUCGCCUAUGACAGGCGGGACCAACCUCGUGAGCUGGAAGUGGAGAAUGAUGGAUUUGAAGAUGGGGAGUUCUUGCCCCCUCCACCUCCUGCUGAGGCUCCCCAACAUACUGCCGAAGCGGUGAGCUUGGCUGGACCUAAAGGUGUACAACUUGCGAACGAGGAGCGAGAAGCGGAAAGACUGCUGAGAGAGACUUUACGGUCCGAAGACCAAUACCGAAAUGUCCGGUCAAGGCGCAAUACGCCAUGUCUCUCUGGAAUUCGGAGCCAUGUUGCUGCGCUAUCCACGUCCAGCGCUUCCAUUGGCGAUGCACGAGACGCCUUCAAUGAUCGCUCCGGCGAGAGUGCCCCAGCCGCGGAGCGGAGUUUUGGGGAGGCACUCAUGGCGCGUCCACGCUCCGAUCCCGAUCCUGCUGAUGAGCAUAGAAGAGUGCGCUUGCGCAUGGAGGGGGCCGCACACGAGCAAAGAGGGGUCCUUCGAGAAGCGGCGGCGCGAGAGGUGCCCAUUUGCGGACAGGCCUCGAGAUGGAGCGAGAGAGACGGGGGGCUGUGGGGUCUUGAGGUGGUGUUGGGCAAACAGUUGGUAACCCUCGAGAACGCGAAAGAGGCGUUUAGGGGGGUGCGGUCGGAACAAGCUAGUGUGCACACGGCAUUGGAGGGGGCAGAAGGGAAGGCGGAAGAGGACGAGCGACGAUUGGCUAGUUGGAAGCGAUUGGCAGACGCGGUUAUUGAUACGAUGGAUGGGAAGAAGGAGCUGGAGGUACGCGACGAGAGUGGACGGACGAAGCGAUUAGUGGGAAAGGAGCUUGAGCUAGCUUUUGAGUGGAAUAAGAUUGUUGCGGCAGUUGAAGCAUUUCAGAUACAUAUCAAAAGACCGGGAGGUUGGAAGGGAGUGUACCUCUGA
Molecule: messenger RNA, 1047 nt
Organism: Klebsormidium nitens
Lineage: Eukaryota; Viridiplantae; Streptophyta; Klebsormidiophyceae; Klebsormidiales; Klebsormidiaceae
Source: the annotation of a GenBank genome assembly